This is a messenger RNA of Cryptotermes secundus, 4938 nucleotides long. Its product is annotated as spidroin-2. The coding region runs from base 253 to 2184 and encodes 643 amino acids. NCBI's taxonomy places the organism in Eukaryota, Metazoa, Arthropoda, Insecta, Blattodea, Kalotermitidae. The record is from RefSeq and is a predicted model, not a curated record. Gene Ontology annotation, biological process: positive regulation of transcription by RNA polymerase II. Gene Ontology annotation, molecular function: transcription coactivator activity. The transcript has 6 exons. Gene Ontology annotation, cellular component: nucleus.
CAUAAAAUGUGUUGGCAGCAAUGAUUUGAGAAAAAUGAAAAUCCGUGGAAAAUGCUGAUAAAGAUAGUCGAUUAUUGGUAGUUUGUUGUCCAUGGAAGGUGUUUGUUGAUAAUGGGUUAAUACAUUUUUGUUGUUUUAGAGGUGUUGUUACAUAUACAUAGACUGGUUGAACUGUCUAGAUAAUACUCAUAAAGAACAUAUUUCUGGUUUCUGUUUGAAAAUUACCCUAUCGAAGACAAGGAGCGAUAUACAAUGUCGGUGGCAUUUGUGCAGAGAGGAAGACCACAACCAAAUCCUGCCCAGAUCCAGAAAAUGCUGGAUGAAAACAGUCAUCUGAUUCAAACAAUUCAAGAAUAUCAGAGUAAAGGGAAGGCACAAGAAUGCAUGCAGUACCAACAGAUAUUGCAUCGUAAUUUGGUGUAUCUUGCAUCCAUUGCAGAUUCAAAUCAAAAUAUUCAAGCUCUCCUACCACCCCCAGGAGGUCAACAACAUGGAAUGCAUGGUCCAGCAGGACAGGCUGGUGGCCCACCUGGGCCAUCACCAGCGCCCACAAAUGACCUUCCACCUGGUUCCCAGGGAGCAAUGGCUUCCUUUGGGCAACAACAGGGAGGUUACAGAGGUCAGAUGAUGCCAGGACAACAGAACAUGCCCCAACGUCCUGGACCUGGUGCUGGUUCAGGAAACCAGCAGUACAGGGGUGGUCCCCAAAAUUAUCAACAGCAAGGACCUCAGCAGGGCUACCCUGGACAGUAUCCCAGUCAGAACCAGACAUCUGCCCAGACAUAUGCUCCCCCAGUUCAGCCACAACCAAACCAACAACCAGUUCCAGCACAGCAGCAGAGUGGUUAUCCAAACUCGACUCAGCCAGGCAGCUAUGGUGGGCCUCCAUCUACGCAGCCUCAGGGCUAUGGUGGGCCACCAUCAUCAUCACAACCAAACUAUGGUCCUCCUCCAAAUGCAACUUCACAGGUUGGUACAGGUGCUGUAUAUGGUGGUCCAGCCCCUACUCAGCAGUCAGGCAGUUAUGGUAGUGGGCCUGCAGGCCCAGGUCAGCAACCUGGCUAUGGACCACCUCCUCCAGCACAGCAGUCAGGUUACCCUCCACCCACUGCCACAGGACCACAACAGGGUGGCUAUGGCCCAGGGGCUGGACAGACUGGCUAUGGCUCCUCUGGGUCACAGACAAAUUAUGGAACAGUGGCUCAGUCAUCUACACAAACUGGACAGGGUGUGGGUUACAAUGCGAAUGUAAGUAGUGGAGCUGGGAGCAAUAGUUACCAACCCCAACAGCAGCAGCAACCAGGAUAUGGAGGAACAAAUGCAGGAAGUGGUGGAAAUGCUUCUGCUGCUACUGCCAGUGGAGGUGGUGGCAACAGUGGUGGAGGAGGCGGAGCAUCCAGUACUGGAACUCAGCCUGGUGCAUAUGUACCUCCAACAACACAAGCCCAGUCUCAGCAACCACCAUCACAACCAAAUCAGAGCAGUUACAGCAACCAGACAAGUCCUGGACCAGUACCUGGUGUAUAUGGACCUUCAAGUGCCACAUCACCACCAUUUACUGGAGGUCCACCCCAGCCCAAUCCCCAGAACUCAUACUCACAGACGGGAGUUUCUACUAGCAUGGCUCCAUCAGCAUCAACCCAGACAUAUCCACAAGGACCAGGUAAUGCUCCACCUCAGAAUUAUCCUCCCUCUACACAGGCCACUGGGGGUUAUCCACCACAAGCACAGUCACAGCAGCAGCCCCAGCAGCAACAGCCACCACCACAACCACCACAGUCCACUGCAGCAGCUCAGACAGGAUUUCAGCCUCCACAGGGCCAACCAGGCCCUCAAGGGCCCCCAUCAGCUGGUCCUCAACCUCAGCAGCCAGGUGGUUAUGGAUUGCCACCACCCCAGUCUCUUCCUGCCACAACUCAGACUUAUGUGCCACCUGGUGCACAAGGUCAGCCUCAGUCCUAUCCUCCACAUCCUCCUGGAUCACAACAUUCCUACCCUGCACAUACUCAGCAAGCCUAUGGGCCUCAAACUUACCCUCCCCCACCUCCACAAGGUGGCUAUCAGUAUCCACGACCCCCUACUUCCCAGAUGCCGCCUCCAGGACCACAGGGCCCUCCACCUCAAGGUCAGUACGGAGCUUAUGACCAGAGCCGAUUUCCCGGGUAUCAACCACCACCACAGUAAUCUCAGUAGGACAUGAAGUUCAGUUCUUUUAUUCUGACUUUAAAUAUUACAAAUUAAAGAGAGAGCAAGGUGCAUCUUCUGAGCAAGGGUCUGCAGUAACAAUGUUGGGCAUUUCUUCAUCUUGUCAUUAAAAAGGUCAUAAAAUGUCUAUGUUAACAUCCCAUGACUGCUUCUGUGACCUCUUGUCUGGUAUGUACCUGCCUCUCUCAUAUAUAUGAUUUGUGUGUGUUUACAGAAUUUCUUUUACACUUAUUGGGUUAGUAGGCUGAAUAAGACAGUGCUGACUCUGAAAAAGGAACAGCAUAAGGCAAUGAUUCUGAUUAAUGCAGUGAACUGAGUGAUGUAGAAGAUAAGGAGCAUAAGAACAAGAAGAGAAGACAACCUGGUGUAGUGCUGAUGGAGACUCAAAAUGGAAACUUCUGUAAGGAAGGAUGCAGGAGCAUCCAUAUUAUUUACUUGAGCCCCCAAUGGCAUGAACAAAAAUUAUGCUUCUGUCAGCAGAAAUGACAUUUCAUGUGGUUUUCUGAUGGUGUAUAUUACAGCAGUUAUCCAACUGUUGUCAGAGACAAACCUGUAUUACCAACAGUAUUUGGACUCUUGAACAAAGGCAUCCUCAUCUUCUUCGCUUGUCAAUGUCAGUCAAAUGUAUUUCUUGUAACUAUACAAAUGAGGCAUGAGAGAACAUGAAUGACUGUUGAUGUACACAGUAACACCAUGAAAUGUGACAGAUACCUUCGUGUGUUGCACUUCUUACAUUUUUCAGACAGAAGUGAAACAUCUGACAAGGUUCAUAAAAUCUGUGACAGACUAUAAGAACAGAACUCUUUCAGGCCUGUUGAAUGAUUUCUUUGCUAAAUUUUACAACCCCUCUGAAAAUUUGGCAGUGGAAGAAAUAAUGUGAAAUUUAAAAGGAAGGAUGGUUUUCAAACAGCAUAUACCUAAAAAGCAAAAACAUUUUGGCAUCACAAUUUUCAAGCUUAGUGAGAGCAUGAGCUACACAUAUGUGAGAGUUUAAGAAAAGACAGGCUGAAGCUGAAGAAAUUACAGCAACACACAUAACUGUGAAAAAUCUCUGCAGUGGGUGGAAGGAUUCAAAUUGCUUAUCUGUUUCUUCUCUUAAUUGUUUGUUUGAUAAUUUUGCUACCAUAAAACAAACUGUGGUACUGUCCAGCCAAACAUGAUUUUCUAUAUAAAAACACCAAAACUGGAAGAGCUAGAACCAGGGCAAACUUGACUGCAUUAGUGUGGAAGAACAUGUAUGCAUACCAACAUGCACUAGUUGCUAACAAAAUGAAAAGUGUGAUGGAUAUGGCAAUGCCAUGAAUCCACGCAUUGUCAAGACGUACAGUAUAGAUUUGAGGUACAUGGACAACAGCAACUGAAUGGUAACUAGCUGUUUGAUCAAUCCACAUACUUUCAUUUUUCCUUCUGCUUGACCUGACCAUUUGAACAGUUGGAUUCUGUUGUCUUGUGGGAUCAAGUAUUCCUAUCAAGAUUACUAAAUUCUCUUUGAAGAGAAAUCUGAUAGAAGAUAGGAUAUUGGGGCAACUUCAUCCAAACCCCUGCAGCUACAGAUCAGAUUGCCUUGAAUUGAGGCAUAACCAGAACUGGCCAGGAAAAUACAGAAGUCACAGCAAGUGUUUGGCUUGAGGAGAGAUUUGCAAACAAUUUAUAAUUGUGUGAGUUAUCAUAUAGGACUGUACAUGUGUCUGCUUUCAAGAAUACCACACACAAAUUAAGUUGUGAACAGUUUCAGAGCAGAAGCAACAAUGAUACAUACAAUAUGUAGUGAAAUCUAAAACAAGUGAAACUUGUCUUUUUUGAUACUAUAAAUCACAGUUUAAGUUUAUGUUUUGUGUAUAGGAUACUAAUUGCACAGAAUACAAGUAUGAUCCAUGUUGCAAUUUUCUUGAUUUGCUUUGAAGUAAAUAUGUUUUUAUUUCACUGAUUUUGAUGCCGUAGUUCCUAAGAUAUCAGUUCCAUUAUGAAAGCUUGCAUGAUAUACAUUUAAAUGUCCAAACAUAAGAUGUGUCCAGUUGCACUAUAUUCCAGCAAAUUAUAUUUACAUUCAGACAUAGACACACUUGUGUUUUAACAUUUAAGAUCAAAGAUUAGCAUUGUAAAUUUAUUAUUUCCUGAAGUUUCUAAAAUACUGGAAUUAUUUUCUGAUGAUCUCAUGUACAUUUCCAUACAAGGUUUUACUUUGAACAUAAAAAAAUGAAACCAGAUGUAUGAACAUUUGAUGUGAUGUUCAAAAUGAGGUGAGAUGGUGUUGACUCCAUAAAUAUACCAGAAUAAACACGCACCAAAAUAAAUAACUGCACAAGACAAAAAGCUUACAGGCAAGUGUCCAGUAGCAUGCAACAUUAGUAAUCUCUGUCACUGGAUGCCUGUUAUAUGAACAAAAGCUUUUGUAUCUUUCAUGUCAUUUUCAGUAAGUGCUUUAUUCUCUUCAGAGAAUAAGAACAUAAAAAUUGGUUUGCCCACUCAUUUUUGUGUAAAUUCUGUAUCAUUUGCUGUGGCUUAAGACAUGUUUCAGUGAAAAAUGUUAGGCAUAGGAGCUACUGAAAGGUUGUACAUGUGUCAGAAUCAUUAUGAAAUAUCACCUGGAAAAAUUAUAUAUUAAACAGACUGCACAGAAGAAUCUUCCUGACAGUUCUUGGGAAUAUGUAGGCCUACUAGUGAAUAAGCUUCCUAACAUGCAACGAAGAUUUCAAGAUUGAAUAAUCUUGGUUUCAAGUAUUAAUGGUAUAA